AUGGAGGAGAUGCAUCCCUACACGGCCGACGUCUUCGUCACACCACCGGUGCCAGGCGGUAUGGGCACGGCAGCAGCAGAACUUGACUUGCUGGAAGCAUCAGCGCCCAUGGAUGUCGGACCUUUCAAUAUCACUGAUGGCGCAGAUGAGGACGCCAUCCUCCAACAUCUGACCCAUUCAGGGCCACAGUCCGAGUCACAAUCAUAUUCUUAUCGACAAUUACAACUUGCUCAAUCAUCAUUCUUGCAAGAUCAAACAAGCUCUUUAGUCAGAAGUAGCGGGCACAUAACGCAGACAUCACCUCAAUGCCGGAAUCUGGGAAGUGACAUGGCUGGUGCACCAGUUGAUGGUGGGAAUGACGAUACGUUCCCAAGAUUCCCAUCCGUUCCAUUAUUGUCAGGGUCAAAAGUUUCUCUGCCGGAUGAUCAGGUAGCAAUGGGCUCAUUAGCUACCACCAACCCGCCUUCCGGGUCUGCUGGUGCUGAUGCCACCAUAAGCCCUAACCAGAAGCACCAGCAGCACCAGCAGCAGCGGCAGCAGCAACAGUACACUAUGACCGCUGGUGUAGUGGGACAAGAAGAUGCCACAGCUUCAAUUGCAAAUAUUUCCAUGGUGCAUGGGGCCGGCUGGCAUGAGUUUCACUCGACUCACGGGAUUGGGUAUUCACAUGGUUCCUCGGGGAUGACGACGCCACCAGUCAAUACGGUGCCAGCUACUGACAAUCACGAAGAAGAGAUUUGCAGCGUGAGACUGUCAUCGAGUGGUGGAUCUAUACCAUGGAAGCACCGGCCAUUGAACCAUGUAUGUGAUUAUGGGGACUGCACUCGCCGCUUCCGAAGCAGUUUCGACCUGACCCGGCACAUGUGUACACAUACAGGUGAAAAGCCUUUUCAAUGUGGAAUCUGUCAGCGCGAUUUUACAAGGCUGGUCAGCCUGAACGAGCACAAGGUCACACAUACUCGUAAGAAACCAUACCAGUGUGUGUUGUGCCCUAAAAGAUUUGGUUGGCAGCGGAGUAUGCGUCGACACAUGAAGGUUCACCAACAGCGAGAAUCAAGACCAACCCCAGGCGUGCAUCACGGAGACUCUCCGGGACGUGUCGGUACACCUUCAGUUUCCAACAUGGUGAGCUUGGCAUCACUUUCAGUAAUAAAUGCAACUGGACAGUCAUCUCAAGCAGUCACUGCGUCCCCUAUUAGUGCAGCCUCCGUUGCGUCUUCGAAUAGCACUGCUGCAUCGACGGGCACCACCACCUCCGUCGACGCACAGCAACAGUUAACAAUGGCAGGCUCAUCCACGGUACAGCAACAGCAACAGAUACAUUAUCUGCAGCAACAGCAACCAGAACACCAGCAGUAG
Sycon ciliatum is the source of this 1359-nucleotide messenger RNA. RefSeq names its product transcription factor Sp1-like. The transcript has a single exon. Bases 1 to 1359 code for a protein of 452 amino acids. Gene Ontology annotation, biological process: regulation of transcription by RNA polymerase II. Gene Ontology annotation, cellular component: nucleus. Lineage: Eukaryota; Metazoa; Porifera; Calcarea; Leucosolenida; Sycettidae. The record is from RefSeq and is a predicted model, not a curated record.